GUUCGUCAUCAAUAUACGGAUCUAUACAGAUAAAAUGACUAUUUCAGCUUUGGAUAGUGAUACAGUGAAACUUAUAACGACCACACAAGUUAUAACUUCAGUAUCGAACGCCGCCAAGGAAUUGAUAGAGAAUGCAUUAGACGCCAAUGCCAACAAUAUUGAAGUUAAUUUGAGUGAUAACGGAGCUGCUCUAAUAGAAGUUAAGGAUGAUGGCUGUGGUAUUACCAAAACAGAUGCACCUUACGUUGCUUUAUCUGCUUACACCUCAAAAAUUUCUAACUUUUCCGAUAUGAAUUCAUUAGAAACUUAUGGAUUCAGAGGUCAAGCAUUGUAUGCAUUAAGCACAAUGUCUGACCUUACUAUCAUAUCUAAAACAAAACAAGAAGAAGUUGCUACAAUGUACACCAUUGAUCAUUGUGGAUGUAUUGCAAAAUCUGAACCUCAUCACAGAGCUACAGGAACAACUAUACAAGUUAGGCAGUUAUUUAAACAAAUUCCUGUACGAAGACAAAUUAUAACUAAUUUAAAGAAAGCAAAUCAAGAUGUUAAAGUAUUAGAAUCAUUCGUCAAGAGCUAUGCAAUGUGUAAAUCUUUUGUACGAAUAAGUUAUAAAGUUGACGGCAAUGUCAUAUUUACAAAACCUAGCAUACCGACCUUGGAAGAAGCAGUAACAUAUGUUUUAGGUAAAAAGGUGACAACAAAUAUGACUUGGAUGGACAUUCAAAAUGCAGAGACUAGUAUGAAGUUAAUGCUGCCUCUUAAAGGAACUCAGAAUGUGUCCGAUCUAUUUCAAUCUGGAGCACAAUACAUUUAUGUAAAUAAUAGACCCAUUAAACAUAAAGAUUUAGAAAAGGUAGUAACUAGAACAAUAUUGGAUGCAUUUCAACACGAUUCAUCAUCCAGAAAGAAACCAAUAUUUCUACUUUACAUAUUAACAAGUGCUGCAAAUAUCGACGUUAAUCUAGAACCAAAUAAAACUUCCAUUCUCUUCAAAGAACAGCAAAUAGUUUUUGAUACAGUCGAUAAAUGUGUGAAGGACUUUUAUGGAAUACAAAAAGAAGUAAAAGAAGAAGAUACUUGCGAUGAGUCGUUAAACGAUUACCACGACUAUACGCUCAAAAGAGACGCUAGUGUUGAAGAGAGUGAAUGGCCUGCUUGUAAAAAACGACAUAUAUUGUUAGAAGAAAGCAGUGACAAAGUGACUGAGGAGUAUGUUGAUGAAUCGGGUAAAUGUGAUAACAACGCAGAUAAAAAUUUCUAUUCGGCCGUGAAUACGAAUGCUGAAUGUAAUAAGAAUACAGAAACUGUUAAGAAUGGACAAAGUAAUCAAGAUAAGAAUAAUGGUGGAUACGAGAAAAAUUUGAAUGAUUUUAAUGUUCAGAUACCUAUUUUACAUUUAAGUGAGUCUGAUUCAAACGAUUCCCAAAAGUUCACGUCAGUACGCAACAAUAACGAUACGUCUUGCACUCGGAUGAAAAAUACUGACGAUAGCCCCCCAUUAGAAUUAGAUUCACAAACUGAAACGGUGAGUCAAUUACCUACUGUAGAUUUGGGUGAUGAUUUUGAAUGGGUCGAUUCUCCAAGGAUAGAUAAUACAAAUAAAAGCGAAAAAGAAAACAUGACACAUAACAGAAAUACACCAGUUUCACGAGAGCAGAAAAAAACGAAAGCAGAAAAGUGUACUACACUAAUGGAAUGGAGCAAAGGACAGGUGCCUGGUUUAAAGGGAGGUACAGAUGUACGACCUUGUAUCAAUAUAAAUUUAGAGGAACCACUGGAGAGUGACUCGUAUCAUACAAACGUAUGCGACGGCUUCAUUAACUUUUCAAAACAAAACAGAUCACAAGUUGUAAAACAGAAUCCUAAUAUGACAGCACCUCAAAUCGCACAGAUAUUAACUAAUCUUUGGAAAAAUUUAUCAUCCGAGGAACGUGGUUACUAUAGAGAUCUUGCGUGUGACGAUAAAAUAGAGUGGGAUACGAGACAGGAGAAAACAAAAGAGAAAAGUACAACAAACGAUAAAAAAAUGAGGAAUAGAUUACUUAAAGUACUGGGAAAGAUGCAGACAUUGGAUACUGAAAAACAGAAGAACUUAUUUUUAAGAACUAUUGUUCCAUGGAAAAUGAACUUGGAAAAAGUAACUGAAAGUUUCCUCAAUAAUUCCGCAUGUAAAAAUAAUAGUCCAUCUAUUGGAAAAAUAAGUUCUGAUUUGUGGAUCGUUCACAAAUCUGCCCAACUUUGGCUUUUAAAUGCUUCGUGUCUUAAAGAGGAAUUUAAUACAUCUAGUACCAAUGCAAACGUGGAAGGUACAUCUAAUGAGGAAGAACAUUUGAAAUUGUGGCUUUUAAAGAACGAUGAUUCGUCGUUGUUACAUCGUCUGUAUUCAUUACACCAAACUACAGGACUUUAA
Dufourea novaeangliae is the source of this 2410-nucleotide messenger RNA. RefSeq names its product PMS1 protein homolog 1-like. Gene Ontology annotation, cellular component: MutLalpha complex. Gene Ontology annotation, molecular function: ATP binding; mismatched DNA binding; ATP-dependent DNA damage sensor activity. The transcript has 13 exons. Gene Ontology annotation, biological process: mismatch repair. The record is from RefSeq and is a predicted model, not a curated record. The coding region runs from base 35 to 2410 and encodes 791 amino acids. Lineage: Eukaryota; Metazoa; Arthropoda; Insecta; Hymenoptera; Halictidae.